AUGAAACACCUCGUACUUUUUAUAUUAGUUACUACAUACUUUAGGCUGCACGAAGCUUGCGACAAGAAUCGUGUUAUACUUCAUAACGAACUCGGUCCUGGUAAACUUCUCAGUUUCCGUUGUGUUUCCAACGUUGAUGAUUUAGGCGUACAAACCUUAGCCUUCAAUGCUUCUCCAUAUAUCAUUUCAUUCCAUGACGACAUACUUAAGGUCACAACAUGGAGGUGUUUGUUAAGGCACGGAGCUAACAUGGAAUAUUUUUACAGAGUUGAAGUAUACUCGACAGGAGAAAGACUUCUCCCUAGAUGUGGCCAGGUACGUGUAUGGACGGCCAAACUUGAUGGGAUAUACUUUUCAAAAAGCCUUGAUACACCACCCGUUUUAGCACUACAUUGGAAUAAAGAAUAA
This is a messenger RNA of Eruca vesicaria subsp. sativa (arugula), 408 nucleotides long. The record is from the annotation of a GenBank genome assembly. Lineage: Eukaryota; Viridiplantae; Streptophyta; Magnoliopsida; Brassicales; Brassicaceae.